This is a messenger RNA of Saccostrea cuccullata (small rock oyster), 1608 nucleotides long. Its product is annotated as zinc finger protein 862-like. The record is from RefSeq and is a predicted model, not a curated record. Lineage: Eukaryota; Metazoa; Mollusca; Bivalvia; Ostreida; Ostreidae. Bases 1 to 1608 code for a protein of 535 amino acids. The transcript has 6 exons.
AUGUCAUGGCCUAUCAGGUUUGUGCCAGGUUCAAAGCCUGGUAUAAAACGUAAAGCCCCCCAAGAAAAGAAUACGGUGAUUGAUAAAAAGAAAUACGAGGAAAAUCGGGUCAGAGAAUUUAAAGAAGAAUGGCAGAGAGAAAGGGAUUGGUUAAAAUAUAGCGUAGAAAAAGGGAUGACAUGCUCCAUCUGUAUCGAGGUAGGACAAACGAGGUCAUUUCCGAAAUCUACCUUUACUUCUGGAUCAAAGAAUUUUCGUUUCUCAACAGUAGCAGAUCACGAAACUUCUUCUGUUCACCUUAAAUCUCUAGAGAUUACCAAAUCACGAUUAGCGGCAGAAAAUCGAGAAACAGUUGCACAUAAAAGUGUAAUUUCUAUGAACAAUUCUGUGAGAAACCAAAUCAUAAACAAAUUCAGAAAUAUUCACGCAUUAAUCAAAUACAACAGGCCAAUAUCAGAUUUUAUAUGGCUAAAUAAACUGGAUGAAGCUAAAGGGAUUUCCCACGGGAACACAUACAACAACCAAAAAGCUGCCACUACAUUUCUUGAAAACAUCUCAGCUUGUGAAAAGGAGAAAUUGGAAAAAAUGAUGGAUGUUGUUAAAUUUUUUUCACUUACAAUGGAUGGCAGUACAGAUGGGAGUACAACUGAACAAGAAACUAUAUUUAUUCGAUUUUCAGUCCAUGGAAAAAUUACUACACGCUUCCUGUGUAUAGGGGAGCCAGAGUCUACCAGUUCCUUAGACCUUUUCAAAUUUGUGGAAAGAAUGAUGAAUGAAAAUGGGCUAAAUGAUCAUCGACAUGUACAGAAAUUUAUAGGAUUUGGAAGUGAUGGCGCGUCUAACAUGACUGGAGUGAAAAAUGGAUUAGUAGCCAGGUUGAAAGAGGGCCACCCUGAACUAAUUGGGGUCCAUUGUAUUGCUCAUCGCCUGGAACUUGCAUUUCGAGAUGUAUUCAAAAAAGACAAAAUGUAUACACAGUUAUCCACUCUAUUGUUGGGCCUUUUCUAUUUCUACAAGAAUUCGUCAAAGCAAAGGAAGAGCUUAAGAGAAUGCAUCAAGGUGUUGGACAUCAAUGGAACCCUACCACACAAGAUCAACAGUACAAGGUGGCUCCCACAUAUGAAGCGGGCUUUAGAAAACUUGUUCAGAACAUUUCCAGCCUUCCUCAGUCAACUGCAGAAUGCUAGCCAUGUUAACCCAAAAGCAGAAGGCUUGGCAAAGAUGCUGUGUAAUUUGCAAAUACUGGCUUUUGCAUCCAUUUUAGAGGAUAUUGUGAAGCCACUGGCUAGACUAUCACUGAUGUUUCAAAGAAAAGACCUAACCUUAGCAGAUGCUCGGGAUGCCAUAUCAUCGACAAAAGAUGUUCUUAAUUUGUUUGAGCUAAGCAAAAGUCAAAGAACAAUGCAGAUAUUGGAGACAAAGCAAUUUCUUGGAUACUCUCUAAAAGGAAAUGGAAAAAUGGAUAUGGAAAAGAAAGCAUCAGAGAUAGUUGGUGGCAUAAUCAAACAAAUGGAUCUUCGGUACAAGGAUGAUAAUGAAGAACUUUUUAGUUCUACCCUUAUUGCUAGUUUCCGAAAUUGGCCUACAGUGAAUGAGUCAGUUGACUAA